AUAAUCUGGGGAAAGAGGAAGCUGACAUUUGGCUAAUGGCAGACGUGGAUUGUGUUGUGCAAACUACAGCUGGACUCGGGACAUGCUUAACUGUGCAGCUACAGAUGCAGCUGCACAAUCGCCCAACAGUUAAGCCUGUACCAUUCUCUGCCUCUCACAUCUGACCAUCUGCUAGGGAAAAGCUAAUUAAACCAAAACGAUUCUUGCUGGGAUUAAACCCCAGCAGCAGAGAGAAUUGAGUAUAGUACAAAUAUUGUUCUUCUACUGCUGGAUCAGGGGUCCUGCUUUAUUUGUACUUAUAAGGAAUUUAAGGCUAUUCAACUCAAUUGCUCUCAGAAACUGUUGACCAGAUGCUGCUGGAUGCUGACAGGGGAAAGCUGAUUCAGAGACAGACGACCAGAAAUGUUUGGACACGUCGUCAUUUUGGAUCUGGCAUCUGAGUGACUGUCCUUGCUUCAUGAAGUUUUUCGUUUGACCCCAGGCUGGUAACCCCCUUUUGGAGCCACGCAGGUGGGAGGAUGUCAAGCACAGCUCCAUCAAAGAAGCCUUACCGCAAGGCACCUCCACAGCAUCGUGAGAUCCGCCAUGAGGUACCCAUCAUUCGAGAUGACCAGGAUGGAGUGAUCUUGGCUGAGCAAAGUCAGGAACCCUUGACGGAUGCAGAAAGGAUGAAGCUACUGCAACAUGAGAAUGAAGAGCUUCGACGUCGACUGACAUAUGUGACUAACAAAAUGGAGGCCAUGGAGAGAGAGCUGGAAUCAGGUCAGGACUAUCUGGAGAUGGAGCUGGGCCAGAACCGUGAGGAGCUGGAGAAGUUCAAGGACAAAUUCCGUAGAUUGCAGAACAGCUACACUGCUUCCCAGAGAACCAACCAAGACCUGGAGGAGAAGCUGCAUGCCCUGGCCUCUCUCAGCCAAAGCUGGAUUUUUGCAAUUAAAAAGGCAGAGAUGGACCGCAAGACACUGGACUGGGAAAUUGUAGAGCUCACUAACAAAUUGCUUGAUGCCAAAACCACCAUCAAUAAGCUGGAAGAACUCAAUGAACGCUAUCGACAGGACUGUAACCUUGCAGUACAGCUUCUCAAGUGUAACAAGUCCCACUUCAGGAACCACAAGUUUGCUGAUCUUCCCUAUGAGCUGCAGGACAUGGUCAAUAAGCAUUUGCAUAGCACUCAGGAGUCUGCAGGCCCUGGUCAAGAGGCAACCCACACCUUGGCUCCAUCUGAUGUUGUGCCCACCUCAGUCAUUGCCAGAGUCUUGGAGAAACCAGAAUCUCUGGUUCUGAAUUCAGCCAAGUCUAGCAGUGGCAGCUGUCCCAUGGCUGAGGAUGUCUUUGUGCAUGUGGACAUGAGUGGAGCCCCUCCUGAUGCCUGCAACAGCACAGGGCAGAUGGGGAAGGAGGGAGGAGAUGCGGGGAAACAGCAGAAUGGUGGCUGCAAGCCACAGAGCAGUGUGGAAAGGGAAAGUGUGCCAGAGGAGGUGCCUGCCUUUGAGAAGCUAAGCCCAUACCCUACACCCUCGCCUCCCCAUCCUAUGUACCCUGGGCGCAAAGUGAUUGAGUUUUCUGAGGACAAGGUAAGGAUCCCAAAGAACAGCCCCCUGCCCAACUGCACGUAUGCUACGCGCCAGGCCAUCUCCCUCAGCCUGGUACAGAGUGAAGACGAGAGCUGCGACAGGCACCGGACGCUCCCCAGCAGCCCUGCUUCAGAAGGGCACCAUUCAGCCUCCAGUUGUUCCUGUCAGCAGUCCCCCAAAGCAGCCAGAGCUCAUGGCUCUUCCCAGAGCAGCCCGUUCAGCAGCCCUCCCCAGAUCCCCAGCGCCUUUGCCAGCUCUGCCAGCUCUGAGGAGGACCUGCUGGCCAACUGGCAGCGUAUGUUUGUGGACAAGGCACCCCCCACCUCAGAGCGGGUGCUGAUGAACCGCACGGCUUUCGGCCGUGACACGGUCCCUGAGCUCCAGAAGAGAUUCAGCCGCUCCAUGCAGGAGCUGGGUAGGGCAGCCUCUGCUUACUCAGAUGGUGAGGAGAGCUGCAGCUGGACUGUGAGCCGGGACUCAAGCGUGGACACAGACAGCACCGAGUCCAGAGCCCGUAGGAGCCAUUUUUCCUCGGACUAUGGUACAGAUUUCUCACAGGAUGAAGCCCAGAAGCUGUUGCAGGAAAGUGGUGGAGGCACUGCUGAGCUUGGAAGCCCUUCACCAGAGAAGCAGAAGGACUAUGUGGACCUCAAUUUGCCUGAGAGCCCAGCUGAGGAGAGAGAAAUGCUGCUGCAGGGAAGCAAGGAGAGCAACCAAGAGGAAAGUGAAAGCAGGGUCAAGCCUGCCUUCAGUCGGCCACACCGCAGUCCCAAGAGGAUGGGGGUCCACCACUUACAUCGCAAGGACAGUCUGACACAGGCCCAGGAGCAGGGCAACCUUCUGAGCUGAGGCAGGGCAAGAAGCAGCCAUAUGCUGCAGAGCUGUGGGAUGUCUACAUCUGUCCAUCUUCUGAGUGGGAAACUUCCCUUAGUACCCUCCUCUCUAGGGGGCUCAGCUCUGAAAUUUCAUAUUUAUUUUCUUCUUUUGCUACCUAGAAGAGCUGGGGUCCCCCUUCCCCAGCACCUCAGUCCCACAUUACUAGUACACAACAAUGUGCAGAAGCACAUCUACUGCCCUGGCACACCCACAGCUCUCUUCACAGCCUCACACUGGUGCCUGUACCAGAGCUUGUUCUUGGUACCCCUUGUCCUGGUGCCUGUGCCUCUUUAGGCUUGCAUCUUCCUUCCCUUUUCCCAUUCAGGUACCUGAGGCCCUGGGUGCUCUCAUGCUGGCUGCCUGCAGCUGCUCUGCUCUCUUUUAACUUGUGCCAACAGGGCAGAAUGCCUGUGUGGUGGUGUCUCAUUGCCUGGGAAUCCCCAGGGGCCAGGAGUGGGGCACAAGGACUCUCCCAGUGGAUGGCUGUGUGCUCCUGGGGAUGUGUUGGGAUUGUUGCUAGCUCAUUUUCCUGCUGGGUUUUGUAUUCCCCAGCUGCCCUCUGGGUGAUCCUCAAGAAUCUGCUUCAGGUCCACAUCACUUGUCUCCUGUGUUGGGUGCAGCCCCCAGCCCGCUUUGAGGCAAUGUACAGGUGCUGCUACUGUGGCAUCGGUGCUGCCUGCUGAGGUGGUUCUGGGAGGCACUGCCUGCUAGGCACUGGGGUUUGUGUUUGUGUGUCUCCUCCCUCACACCUCUGCCUCCACUCUCUGUGCUAUUGUUUGUUUGAACGGUGCUGAUGCUUUGCUCUUGGGUGGGCUUCUUUCUUCUUUCCAAGCCUUUGGUUUUGGGGAUGUAUUGUUUUUCUUUCUCCCCGCCCUGCAUAAACAGACACAGCUGUUGGCAGCUGGUCUGAUGCCUGUGUUGUGGGUGUGUUUGAGGAGGGUUAGCUCUCAGAGCUGCGCUUCCCUCUGAUCCUGGCCUCUAGCCUGCAGAAACCCCUCCAGGCUAAAGAACAAGGUUUUGCCCCAUGUGAGCGAAGCAUGAAAGACACUACUGCGCUUUUCUCGGCAGGGCUCAGCGCAGAGCUGGCAGGGGUGCAAGGGCAGCAUGCUGAGGAGCUGUUCCCUGUAGACAUACUACCUCAUGGCACUGCAGCAGCCCUUUCCAGGGUCUCCUCACAUGUCCCCUUCUUCUGGGUCUCCCCUUCUGGGUAGGACCUCCCUGCCUCUUUUUCCUAGUGUAGCGUGAUAUGUUGUGACUUUUCUUCUCAGUCUUGUGUGCUUGGUGUCUUAUUUGGGGGAGGUUGGGUGGGGGGAGGGAAGGGGAGAGGUCUGUAGAUGUAGGUAUUUUUUGAGGGCUUGCAAAGCCCAGGCAUCCUGUUUUAAUUUUGUCCUGUGCCCUCAUAUGUCUGAUGUUUCUUGGCUUCCCCAGGGGUGUGAGGGAGAGACUAGUCUGGUUCCCUGCACCGUGCCUCCCUCAAACCCCACUGGCUGUCCUCAGCCUGCUCUCUGGUUUAUGAUUUGGGUUUGUGUUGUCCUCCCACCCUAUUCAAUGAGGGCUUUUCACUGGGCUGUAGGAGAGCGGUCCUCUGUCCAAGAAAGAGCUCCCAUUCAUAUGGUUACAGCAAGAUUUGCAGCCAAGACCUGCUUGGGACUCAGCUCCUCUCCCCAGACCUCUCUCUCUGCAAAGGGUGGGUAGCUUGCAUCUGAGGCCAGUUGGGACUUCAGCUCAAGCCUGGAGGCUCCAGGGCCUAUGCAGGAGCUGCAGGCCUCAGUGGCAGCUGCAUAGGUUGCUUUAUGUACCCAAGGUAGAGCUGCUGCCUAUAUGAUCACCUUGUUUCCCACCCUGAACAGUUGUGGAGAUGGAUGCCACCCUCUGGCAGGGUGGUGGGACUCAGUAUUUCAGUACAGUAUUUCGCUUGAUACCUGUGCAAACAGGCAGGUGCUGAGAGCGGGAGCCCCUCUGAGCCUUCAGGAUGUUCCUCUCAGCUGUCCUGAACAUGGUGGUGAAGUCCUUGUGUUUGCUUUCAUCAGCCACUCCACUGCAGCAUUUCUUCUGUUCUUCUGCAGUAUUGCCAAGGGCUUACACCUGCAGCAGCUGUCAGCUACUGCCUCACAGGCAUCACCUGGGAUUGGGUGCUCACUGAGUGAGCUCCUCUGGCUCUGAGGCCACUGGUGGCCCACCUGUAGGACAGCACACCACUUGGACAGUGUGAGAGACUCUGCCCCUUCAGGGCUCCGCCUCAUCUCCCCUGAAUCCUGACAUGAUGGUCAGUGGACAAAACCCAGUCUUGCUGAAGCAAGGCAAUGACAGUGCUGGGCAGAGCCAGCCUCAAUGCUGCUUUUUGUCAAGGUAGACUUAAAAACAGUGGAGAAACAGAGGAGUGACACAAGGGAGCCCAGUGCCUGUCACCAGAUGUUUCUGCUUUGCAGCAUUAGGUUAAUGGCAGGGGUUGAGGGGGAGCAGUGACCUCAACAGCAGAGCUCUCUCCCAGCAGGGCAUGGUCCCUGCCCUCUGCACUCCUGCUCACCUCUAGCAGUAUUGACUCUGGAGCUUUGAGCUGACCCCACCUUCAGUAUCCCAACUCCAGACUGUUAAUCUGUAACUAAUGUGUGGGGGGUUUUCUGAAAUUUUGAAACCAAUGUAUAUUUUAAGACCAGAAAUAAACUAUUUUAAAAGUAAGUGUCGAUGGUUAUAGUGUUUUCUCUCUUGGUUAGAACCUGGCCUGGACUGAUGCUGAGCAUCUGAGGGGGCAGAGCCUCUCUUGGUAGUGUCCCAGAUUUGCUGAACUGUGAGUGCUGCCCAUUAGGUGUCCCAGGGAGAACAAUCCUGCAUCGUGUGGGUUUUCCAGGAGGCUGUGAAUUCACUGCUUAGUCUGAGUGCCCACUUAAGCUGCAGCCUGGCUCAAGGUGCUUGAGCAACUGGAGAGGAGAUGCAGUCCCAGGCAAG
Dryobates pubescens (Downy woodpecker) is the source of this 5396-nucleotide messenger RNA. It is a transcript of the gene TJAP1, whose product is annotated as tight junction associated protein 1. Bases 519 to 2423 code for a protein of 634 amino acids. The transcript has 11 exons. Gene Ontology annotation, biological process: Golgi organization. Gene Ontology annotation, cellular component: trans-Golgi network. NCBI's taxonomy places the organism in Eukaryota, Metazoa, Chordata, Aves, Piciformes, Picidae. The record is from RefSeq and is a predicted model, not a curated record.